This is a messenger RNA of Lampris incognitus (smalleye Pacific opah), 3368 nucleotides long. RefSeq names its product glycogen synthase 2 (gene gys2). The record is from RefSeq and is a predicted model, not a curated record. NCBI's taxonomy places the organism in Eukaryota, Metazoa, Chordata, Actinopteri, Lampriformes, Lampridae. Gene Ontology annotation, molecular function: alpha-1,4-glucan glucosyltransferase (UDP-glucose donor) activity. Gene Ontology annotation, cellular component: cytoplasm. Bases 162 to 2084 code for a protein of 640 amino acids. Gene Ontology annotation, biological process: glycogen biosynthetic process. The transcript has 16 exons.
CGGAUAUGCUCAACAUUCGACAAAUAGGCAACUCUGCAAAUCGAAGUUUUAUUUUUUAUUUUAAUUUUCAACACGAAUAACAAUUAAAAGUGGGAGGUAUCUACACCGUGAUCCAGACCAAAGCGAAGAUAACGGUGGAUGAAUGGGGGGAGAACUACUACAUGAUGGGCCCAUACUUCGAACACAACUUCAAGACCCAGGUGGAGGGAUGCGAACCCCCGAACCCUGCUGUCAGGAAGGCCAUGGACGCACUGAUUAACAAUGGCUGUCAGGUCCAUUUCGGCCGCUGGCUGAUUGAAGGCAGCCCCUACGUGAUCUUGUUCGACAUCAGCUCGGCGGCCUGGAACCUGGACCGCUGGAAGGGAGACCUGUGGGACACCUCCAGUAUCGGGCUGCCAUUCGACGACCGAGAGGCCAAUGACUCGCUCCUCCUGGGCUCCCUGGUCGCCUGGUUCUUCAAAGAGCUAACAGACCAGCUCGGAGACAAACCCAACGUCAUCAGCCACUUCCACGAGUGGCAGGCGGGGGCAGGACUCAUCCUGUCCCGGUCCCGGAAGAUUCCCAUGGCCACUGUGUUUACCACCCAUGCUACGUUGCUAGGACGCUACCUGUGUGCUGGGAAUGUGGACUUCUACAACAACCUGGAUAAGUUCAACGUUGACAAGGAAGCGGGUGAAAGGCAAAUCUAUCACCGUUACUGUCUGGAGAGAGCAGCCGUCCACUGCGCCCACGUUUUCACCACUGUCUCACAGAUCACUGCCGUGGAGGCCAACCACAUGCUGCAAAGAAAACCAGAUGUGAUAACUCCCAACGGGUUGAAUGUGAAGAAGUUCUCAGCGAUGCAUGAAUUCCAGAACCUGCACUCCACCAGCAAGGCCCGCAUCCAGGAGUUCAUCAGAGGACACUUCUAUGGUCACCUGGAUUUCAACCUUGAGAAAACCCUUUACUUCUUCAUCGCUGGACGUUAUGAGUUCUCUAACAAGGGGGCUGAUAUCUUCCUAGAGGCACUGUCCAGACUCAACUACCUACUAAGGGUCCAUAGGAAUGAUGUCACUGUGGUAGUUUUCUUCAUCAUGCCGGCUAAAACCAACAACUUUAACGUGGAGUCACUGAAGGGACAGGCAGUACGCAAACAGCUCGGGGAUACAGCUCAUGCUGUGAAAGAUAAGUUUGGAAAGAAGCUGUAUGACGCUUUGUUAAAAGGAGAAAUCCCUGAUAUGAACACCAUCCUGGACCGAGAUGACUUCACUCUGAUGAAGAGAGCUAUCUACGCCACUCAGCGACAUAGCCUUCCUCCAGUGACCACCCACAACAUGCUGGAUGACUCCACUGACCCGAUCCUGGCCAAUGUUCGACGUGUUGGCCUCUUCAACUCGAGGACCGACCGCGUCAAGAUUAUCUUCCACCCCGAGUUCCUGUCCUCCACCAGCCCCCUUCUGCCCAUGGACUAUGAGGAGUUUGUCCGGGGCUGCCAUCUUGGAGUUUUCCCCUCCUACUAUGAACCUUGGGGAUACACACCGGGUGAGUGUACUGUGAUGGGUAUUCCCAGUGUGACAACCAACCUCUCCGGGUUUGGCUGCUUCAUGGAAGAACAUGUCUCAGACCCAGCAGCCUACGGUAUUUACAUAGUGGACCGGCGAUUCCGAUCGGCUGACGAGUCGUGUAACCAGCUGACCCAGUUCAUGUUUGGAUUCUGUCAGCAGUCGCGGCGGCAGCGCAUCAUCCAGCGCAACCGCACUGAAAGGCUGUCUGAUCUGCUGGACUGGAGAUACCUGGGCCGGUUCUACGUACAUGCCCGCCACCUGGCCCUCAGCAGGGCGUUCCCUGACACGUUCAAGAUGAACUCCAUGAACCUGCUAAAGGCAGAGGGCUUUCGAUAUCCCCGCCCCUACUCGGUGCCCCCAUCCCCCUCGGCCUCCCUCCACUCUACCCCGCACCACAGUGACGUGGAGGAUGAGGAUGAGGAUGAGUCCUACGAUGAAGACGAAGAGGCAGAGAGGGACAAGCUGAACAUCAAGGCUCCCUUCAGCCUGGGAAAUGUGCCAGAGGGCAAAAAGAAGCAGACGGGAGAGUCAGGAAACUGAGACUUGUUUCUUGACCUUUCUUCUGGAGAUUUAAGUCCGAUUACCACUGAAAUACAACAGAUAGCAAGAUCACACCACGACUGCCGUUACCAAACCUGCUCCCCCAGUUCCUCUUUAGGCCUCUCACCUGAAAACGCUUUUUUUUAAAGAUACUCGCGUCUUCGUUUGUCUACCAUUGCCCGUUCUGCAUGCGACGUGCCAGGUUGUGGUGGCUGAAAUGUCAGCUGAUCUGUGCACACCAAAAGGUGAGUUGAACUGAUUCGAGACACAGUUUGACUGGGGCGUACCCCCGGCUGCAGGAUUUACCUCUAGAGAGAUGCUUCUUAAAGGACGCGAGAGAUAAUUAACAUUACGUUUGUUUGCACAGUUGCUGGGACAGAAAACACAUGCACUGAUUUCAGUUUGUUACAACCCUCCUUAAACCACAACUCCUGCCAUCUUGUGUGUGGGCUGAGCGGGUUUCGUGAUUUAUGUUCAAAAGCCUGUUGUGUGUUUAGCUUCACUUCUGAAAAGUUCACAUUUUGGGAAUACAAGCUUUUCCCCCAUCAGCGAAUAUAGUAUGUUAAUAUUGACACGUACACGUGAUAGCAGACUAUAUGUUAUUCUCAUGUGAGGACAAGUGUUGGAAAUAUGUUGUGUUCUCAAGCAGACACAUGAACACAGAACACAAUUAUAAAAACACAACUUUUAAAAGCACAGGUCUUCCUAUGCCAAGUCUAUACGUUGCAAAAGAUAUUUUCACCUUCUUCUGUAUUGCAUAUAUGUGUUUCUGCCCAUUCAGAAAUCAUUCUGGUAUUUUCCCCACUAGGGAUAGCCCUGGUUUAAAGAUAUAAAUGACUGCUGUUGAUUUGAUAUCGUUAUUAGGUGACAGAAAAUACUCGUUUUUUUCUUGGUUUUGGAACAUUUGAAAUCCACCGAGUGUCAGUUUUGCAGUUGAGUGAAAUACAUUUUGGAAAACAGUGUUUAAUCUGCUCAGUACUUGUGUUCAUCUCUCUCUUUUCUCCAUCCGAGUCUCUGUAAAGGUGAACGGACGACAUGGAUUCACACCAUCUUCCAUAUUUGCUUCUUUACUUAGUGUUGCCCUGGUUUCCCCAAAACCAUCUCAUCCCAAAGAUUGUGCCAGUGCUUAUAAUAUAAAAUACAAUUAUAUGAUGACUAAAAGUUUAGGAGGGGUAAACUUUCAUGGGUAUAGCCAUUUUUCCCCCUUUUUUUAAGGUGUACCCAUUUCAUCUACAGAGCCUACUUGAGUGUGAUCAGACAAUGUCAGACAAAUUUGCUAUGAAU